Molecule: messenger RNA, 2646 nt
Organism: Durotheca rogersii
Lineage: Eukaryota; Fungi; Ascomycota; Sordariomycetes; Xylariales; Xylariaceae
Product: cryptochrome
Exons: 2
Coding region: 332-2428 (698 amino acids)
Biological process (GO): photoreactive repair
Molecular function (GO): deoxyribodipyrimidine photo-lyase activity; FAD binding; damaged DNA binding
Source: RefSeq, a predicted model, not a curated record
GCCCUAGUCCUCAAGCCGCCCCUAAAGCAUCUCACUAGCGUCGAUCUUGGCGCCUACACCGUUGCCGACCCGGAGAGCGCGAGCAAGACCUUGCCAUCGUCAACGUCAACCGUCUCUCCGCUGGCUGGCUAUACGCAUUUUCGCCUAAGGUUAGGUAGUAACUGCAUCGUCGAGGUCGGCCCCAGUCUACGGCUGUAGGGGUAUACCCUUAGAACUCUGCUACCGCCCUAGCUCGCCAUCUGUCCCUCGUCUCGGCUUGUCGCUGUGAGCCCUGUCCUACCGACGCAGACGACUAGUAUAGAGAUACGACUCCGUCUCCUCCGCCGUCACCAUGUCGACGAGGAAUCUCCUCAUCUAUAUUCUGCGUCAUGACCUUCGGGUCUCUGACAACCCUAUCCUCAGCCAUCUUGCCUCCACGCCCAGCCACGGAUUCACCCACGUCCUGCCCCUCGUAGUGUUGCUCCCCCACCAGAUCGAGGUAUCGGGAUUUCUCAAGGAUGGAGCUCAGUCACCCUUUCCUGAAGCUAGAAGCCAGGUUGGGCGCUAUUGGAGGUGCGGUCCGCAUCGGACAAGAUUUAUCGCUCAGUCGAUCUGGAAUCUGAAAGACAACCUCGAGAACCUGGGAAGUGGCCUGACGAUUAGGAUAGGGUCUUAUGGCCAGGUACUGAGGACGCUCGUGGACGGCUUGCGGCAGAACGAGCUCAACGUCGGAGCGGUCUGGACCAUAGGAGAGGAGGGCGUGGAGGAAAAACGUGACGAGAAAGUCAUUUUUGAAGCUUGUGCGAGUCUCAAUAUUGAUUUUCGCCUAUGGGAUGACGAGAAGUACUUCAUUGACGAUCGAGAUCUCAAACUAGCUACGCCCGAAGACCUCCCGGACGUUUUCACCACCUAUAGGAAAAUGAUGGAACCGCUUCGAGAGAAACCUCGGGUAAGCUUGCCCCCGCUUUCGAAGGGCACAUUGCCUGGACCCAUUGAGACUUCUAUGAUUCCGGGCCAGGAGGAGCCCUUCGAGAUUCCGUCCUCCUACGAAGGAUUCGAGGAGGUGCUCCUGCGUCCGAUCAGCGAUGUUCUGGAAAACGCCCCGCCAUUUCCCGAAGGAGCCCAGUCGGCUCAUCCACUCCGCGGUGGUGAAGACGGCGCCCAUAGGAGGCUAGAUCACCUCAUCAAAUCAGGGAGUGCGUUCUCGUAUAAGGACACGCGCAACGGGCUCCUAGGCAGCGACUUUAGUACAAAACUAUCCGCUUACCUAGCGCAAGGAUGUAUCACGGCUCGCCAAAUCCACACCAGACUUGUAGCAUAUGAGGACGGGAAAGACGAGGCGCUAGCUCAGUCCCAGGGAUACGGAGAUGGGGAAAACGAAGGAACAAAAGGCAUUCGAUUCGAGUUGCUGUGGCGCGACUAUAUGAGGCUCUGCACCAGAAAGUUCAAGGCAAAGCUCUUCCUCAGAUCCGGGUUCCGAGACGAUAAAUCCAACAAAUGGAAAUCGGCCAAGGAAGACGAGGCUACCGAUGGCCAGCAGCAGUCGGCGGAAGAGGUCUCUAAAAUCAUAAAAAGGGUGUUUGACGGCACUACCGGGAUGGGGUUGAUCGACGCCUCGCAGAGAGAGUUGCUCCAUACCGGCUACACCUCGAACCGAGCUCGCCAGAACGUCGCUAGCUUCCUCGCGAAACAUCUUAGCAUCGAUUGGCGCUACGGCGCAGAAUGGUACGAGAUGUUGCUGGUGGAUUACGACGUUUCGUCGAACUGGGCAAACUGGCAGUAUGUAGCCGGGGUUGGGAACGAUCCGCGAGGCGAGGCUCGAAUUUUCAACCCUGUCAAGCAAGCGUUCGACUACGACAAGGAGGGAGAGUAUGUACGGUGCUGGGUGCCGGAGGUGCGGAAACUCGAGAAACUAGAACACCUCUUCCAGGCUUGGACGACUCCCCAGGAAGAUUGGGACCGCCUAGGGCUGACCGGCCUCGAAAUGGCAGAGGAUCCUAUAAAGAAGAUCGAAUUCUCUGUCGAAGGUAAGCCGAAAAGCUCGAGACGGCCCUUUACGCGCCGGCGCGGUCGUGGACGUGGAGAUGGGGGGAGCAGUCACGUGCCCCCGUCAUCCUCGAAUUCGCAGGUGCCCUCCAACCCAGAUGGCAUCAGCGCAGCCGAGGGAAACGACGGGGCGACCAAUACCAAUACUAAUCCGCAGCGCGGUAACCGUGGCCAGCGCGGCCUGUUUGGGGGUCAUCGCGGAGGCUUUCGCGGUGGGCGCGUCCGCGGCGGUGGUCUCCGUGGUCCGCGAGGAGGAUACCGAGGAGGUCGCGGCGCGCCUGCAACCUACGCGCCUGCAACCUACGGCCAGCCGCCGACGCCUCAACAGCAGCUAACGCCUCAGCAGCAGCAGCCGCCGCCGCCAGCGCCGACGCAGGAAUCAACUCCUGCCGGACAAGAGUAGCAACACUCGCUAGCCCGUGCGCUCUUCGCCCCGCAACCUACCGCCCUUGUCACGCUUGUCACUUCGGUUUUCCGGGUCUGGGCUCCCGAUCAGCGUGGGCCACAUUAUGGAUGCCAUCAACCAAAUAUCCAGUAGCCCGGUUGUUUCCGUUCUCCGGGCCUUGGUUAUCCUGGGCGUGUCACCCGUCGUGGCCGUCUGUUCUCUUGUAGGAAAUAGAC